Messenger RNA from Spathaspora passalidarum NRRL Y-27907, 1056 nucleotides. RefSeq lists its product as uncharacterized. The coding region runs from base 1 to 1056 and encodes 351 amino acids. Gene Ontology annotation, biological process: rRNA processing. Gene Ontology annotation, cellular component: nucleus. The transcript has a single exon. The record is from RefSeq and is a predicted model, not a curated record. NCBI's taxonomy places the organism in Eukaryota, Fungi, Ascomycota, Pichiomycetes, Serinales, Debaryomycetaceae.
AUGGGAUCUAAAAAGAAAAAGGCUGAUAAGAAGAAAGACUUUGUUAAACCAAAGCUCAAGGUUGGUAAAACUGCAGCUAAACCUGAUAAUUAUACUGAUACAUCAUUCAUUGCAAAGACAAUUUCCUUGCCUAAUCAAUCUAUCGCAAAAGUAACCUCUGGAACUGGUAGUACAAACAAAUCAGAUAUUGACUUAUCACACCACUUAUCCUUAACAAAACAUCAUUCUUCAACUACUAGAAAAGAAGUUUUGAUUUAUAUCCAACAACAUUUACCCUCCAACCCUUCAACGUAUUCAGAAAUCUUAAAAACAGUUAUACCUUUAAUCCUUGAUGAAUCACAACAAGUAAGAACAGCAUUGAUAGAUUUACUUAAGUCCAUAGGAGACAAACAGCCAGGAUUAUUGGAUUUACAUUUACGUUCAAUAAUCUUGUUUAUACUAUCUGCAAUGACACAUAUACAACCAAGCAUAAGACAUAGUUCCACCAAGUUUUUGAAUAUAUUAGUUGACAAUUGUAUAAAUUCCCUUGUUGGAUCAUACUUUAUCAAAAUUUUAAAACUGUUUUUCUCACUUAUGGGAUGGACUUUGGUCAAUGACAAGAAGCAAGUGUCUAUCGCUAUAACAACUACAUCGAUUGAAGGAUCUUCCAAGAAAGCUAGAAUCGGACAUUUGCAAGUGUUGCGUAAUUUACUCCAAAAAUCCUUGUUCCAAGAAGAAACUUUAGACAUUGAUAUUGAAAACAUCAUAUCGAUCCACCCCCAAUCUUAUAGAUAUAUCAUUCCAGCUACACCUAACCCGUUCGCAUCCUUGAAGUUAUUCGUUAAUGAAAUGCCAAAACAGAAAGGCGAUGUAUCACUCGGUGAAGAUUCAUAUACUGUUAAUGAUUUAGAUUCCAUAUCCACCGAAGAUUUGCAUACAAGAAGGAAGAUCGUUGUUGAUGUAUUUAAACCACCAAUGGUUAAACAUUUGAAUAACUUGAUAAAAGAAGGUGGGGAUGUGGGAAGAGAAGCAAAUUCCUGUUUAUUGUUGUUAGAAGAUUUGUCUAAAGCCGCAUAA